Rotaria sp. Silwood1 is the source of this 1338-nucleotide messenger RNA. NCBI's taxonomy places the organism in Eukaryota, Metazoa, Rotifera, Eurotatoria, Philodinida, Philodinidae. The record is from the annotation of a GenBank genome assembly.
AUGAAUCUAGAAGACGAAUCUGAUGAUGAAGAAACAUCGAAAUCAUCAACAAAUACAAAAAGUGACAAAAUGCGAAAAAUAACUCAUAGUGAAAUAGAACGUCGUCGUCGAGAAAAAAUGAAUCGUUAUAUAGAUGAAAUAGCCCAAUUACUUCCAAUAGAUGCAGUUAAAAAACUCGAUAAAUUAACCGUUCUACGUGUUGCUGUUGAUACAAUAAAACAUUUAAAAGGUACCACUUCAAAAGUUUCAUCAAGCGGUUUUGGUAAACAAAUAUAUUUAAAUGAUAAUGAAUUACUUGAAUUAAUAUUAGCAACAAUUGAUCAAUUAGGCACAUAUUUUUUUCUUAUAAUUGAAUGUCAAAAAGGUCGAAUUUGUUAUGCAUCAAGUUCAACUGAAACAACACUUGGAUAUAAACCAAAUGAAUUAUGUUCACAAUCAAUAUUUGAUAUUAUCUAUCCAGAUGAUAUUGAAAUAGUUAAACAACAAUUAAUGUGUGAAAAAAAGAUAUCAUCCAAUACAAAUGAAGAACCAUCAAGUGAUUCAAAAAAUGUUCCUUUAAUAACAACGAAACAAAAUUGUUUAGAAGUAGGAAAUCGACGUACAUUUUCUUGUCGUAUUAAAUCGAAAACAAAACGAUCAAGUAAAACAAUAACGACUAAUCCAAUAGAUAAUUAUAGUACAAUCGAUUUUGUUGGUUAUAUAAAACAAUAUUCUUUAGUUAAUGAUAAUGAAAAUGAAAUAAAACCGCGAACUGAUCGUCGACAGUCAACUUUUAGUGCAUUAACACCAUCCGAUGUUGUAAAUGCUAUUGGAACUAAUCCUGUUUCAUGUCUUAUAACAAUGGGUAAUUUAUGCAAACGGAUUGAAAAAUCGAAUCAAACUCAUGAAAAUAUAAAUACCAUUGAUAGAAUGUUUUUAUGCAAAUUAAAUCCUGACGGACAAUUUACAUAUUUCGAUCAAAUAUGUCAUUCUCUAUUGGGUUAUUUAUCACAAGAACUUCUUGGUAUGAAUUUAGGAGAUUUUAUACAUGAAGAUGAUCGAAACAAAAUAAAUGAAUUAUGGAAUCGAGUUUGUCAUGAUCGUCAGAUAGGAACAAGUGGUAAUUAUCGUUUUCGGACGAAAGAUAAUACAUAUAUUAUUCUACAAACCAUAUUUGAACCAUUUAUAAAUCCAUGGAAUGAUGAAAUUGAAAUAAUUGUUGCAAGAAAUAAAACUAAAGUAAAACCUACUCAAACACAUACGAUUUUUAGUACCAAAAAUGACAAUCCACUUAGUGUUGAUGUUGAUUCACCGUCGAAUUUAGAUUCAAAUGAACUUAUGCGUCAAUUACUUCCUUGA